Molecule: messenger RNA, 2159 nt
Organism: Camellia sinensis
Lineage: Eukaryota; Viridiplantae; Streptophyta; Magnoliopsida; Ericales; Theaceae
Product: multicopper oxidase LPR1
Biological process (GO): cellular response to phosphate starvation
Molecular function (GO): copper ion binding; oxidoreductase activity
Source: RefSeq, a predicted model, not a curated record
UCUCUAUAUAUGUAUAUAUAUAUGGUGAAUUAGAAUUAAACCAGCUCUUACAGUGGUUUCAUUCUCUUCUGAACACUUCUCUCCUCUCUCAUACACUCAUAUGAAUUAGUACCAAACCCAGGUCCAAAUUAUAGACACAAAUCUCUCUCUCUCUCUCUCUCUCUCUCAUAUAUAUAUAUAUAUAUAUAUGCUCAUUCAAGGAAAGGGAGGUGAAAAUGGGGAGGAAGAGUAUUGUGAUGUAUCAUCUGAUUUGUUGGGCAAUUUUGGGAGUAGGCGUAAUGAGCACAUGGGGAGAAGACAGGUUGAUAAACCCAUCAUAUCUGGAAAUGUUUGUAGAUGAUCUUGUUGAUAUGCCCAAAUUAAAAGGUUUUGAUAUUGUCAAUGGCCUCCCCGUAUCCAAGACCUUAAAGAUUGGCAUGUUCCACAAGAAAUGGAAAUUUCACAGGGAUAUCCCUUCAACCCCAGUAUUUGCCUACGGUACAUACAAGGACACCGCAACCGUUCCUGGUCCAACAAUCGAGACCCGUCAUGGGAUCGACACUUAUGUGAAGUGGCAAAAUCACCUCCCUUCAAAGCACAUUCUUCCUUGGGACCCUACUAUCCCAACUGCCACACCAACCACUAAGAAGGGCAUUCCUACUGUGGUUCACCUCCACGGUAACAUUGGUGAGCCCGAGAGCGAUGGACAUGCAGACGCAUGGUUCACCGCACGAUUUCAAGAGAGGGGACCCACUUGGACUAAGAAAACCUAUCACUACUACAACAAUCAACAACCAGGAAACCUAUGGUACCAUGAUCAUGCAAUGGGGUUGACCAGAAUCAACCUUCUAGCUGGCUUGAUUGGGGCCUACAUCACUCGUCAUCCAGAAAUUGAGGCCCCACUUGAACUUCCAUACGGUGAUGAGUUUGAUCGUCCGUUGAUCGUUUUCGAUCGUAGCUUUCGUACCAACGGUUCAUUAUUCAUGAAUUCUACAGGAAAUAAUCCCUCCAUACACCCUCAGUGGCAACCAGAGUACUUCGGUGAUGCCAUCAUCGUAAAUGGCAAAGCUUGGCCUCGAAUGAUCGUACGGCGGAGAAAGUAUCGAUUUCGUAUUAUCAAUGCAAGCAAUGCUCGAUUCUUUAAGUUCUUCUUUACCAAUGGGCUAAGAUUUAUCUUUGUGGGUUCUGAUUCAGUCUAUAUUGAACGGCCAGUGAUGCUCAAUGAGAUCCUCCUAGCCCCAUCUGAGAUUGCUGAUGUGAUAGUUGACUUUUCGGAGUCAAAAUCAAAUUCUACUAUUUUAGCCAAUGAUGCACCGUAUCCUUACCCUUCUGGUGACCCGGUCAACGGAGCAAAUAGCAAAGUCAUGAAAUUCGUCAUCAAAGAACAAACUGAGGAUGACAAGGGGCGAGUACCUGAUAAGUUGAUAAAAUACCCAUCUCCUGAUUUAUCCAGUGCUUCGGCAACACGGUACAUUGCAAUGUACGAGUACACGAGUGACAUUGAUGAGCCUACUCAUUUGUAUCUUAACGGGAAAUCAUUCGAAGAACCGGUGACGGAGAUUCCAAAAGUGGGAACCUCAGAAGUUUGGAAUGUGAUAAACCUAACAGAGGAUAAUCACCCAUUGCACAUCCAUUUGGGUCUAUUUGUGGUGUUAGAUCAAACGGAGUUGGUAAACGUUGAUGAGUUUCGAAAUUGCAUGAAGAAGAUAAAUGAUGCUAUCAAGUGCCAAAUAAGCAAGUACGCACGUGGCAAAAAUAUGGAAGUGUUGGAGCAUGAGAAGGGUUGGAAGAACGUGUACAAGAUGACACCUGGAUUUGUUACCAAGAUCCUGGUGAGGUUUUCUUACAUACAUUCAAAUGCAUCUUAUGUGUUUGAUGCAACUGCAGAGCCCGGUUAUGUCUACCACUGCCAUAUUUUGGACCAUGAAGACAAUGUUAUGAUGAGGCCCUUGAAGUUCAUCAAGUGAGAAGGGUGCACACAUGUAUCACAUGAUAAAUAACUUUUAUAUGUAAUUUUGUUUUAAUAUUUAAUGAAUAUAGAUGGCAACAAAUUUGAUAAUUGGAAAGUUGCUUUGGAAGUUGGGAUGAUUUCAAUCAAUUAAGGAGAAACUAACUUGGUGAUACUUGGCCAUGUGAGGCCAAUAGUAAUUUGUAAUUCUGUUUAUAUCACAAAACAAGUU